AUGUCCACCACAACCACAACCACAACCACAACCACCGCCGCCGCCUCCGCAUCCUGCGCCGCGCAACUGUACAACAUCCCCGUCCACGACGCCGCCUGCGCAAUGCCCAUGAACUCCACCUACCACACCCUCAUGACCUCCUGCUGCGGCUCUGCGAGUGUCGUCGCCUACGCCGACUGCGACUACUACUGUCUCGCGCAAGACGAAAACGUCGGCGAUCUCGCCGAGUGUCUGAUCAAGGGCUCGGCAGCUGGCCAGGUGUGGUGUAAUACCAAUGCGAAUGCUACUGCUACCGGUACUGCGACGCCGACCUCCACUGCGACUGGGAAUGGCACUUCGAGUGUUGGUGAUGAUAGUGCCAGUGCGACCGGGGAUGCAGCGGAUCCGACUGGGACUAAUGGGGCGAGGCCUCUUGCUGUGGGGGUUGAUGCUAAGGGGGCGAUGGUGCUGGCGCUUUUGGCUCUGGGGGUGGGGGUUGUUGCGCCGGGGCUUGCUUUCUUUUGA
Aspergillus mulundensis is the source of this 504-nucleotide messenger RNA. RefSeq lists its product as uncharacterized. Bases 1 to 504 code for a protein of 167 amino acids. The transcript has a single exon. The record is from RefSeq and is a predicted model, not a curated record. NCBI's taxonomy places the organism in Eukaryota, Fungi, Ascomycota, Eurotiomycetes, Eurotiales, Aspergillaceae.